Stegastes partitus (bicolor damselfish) is the source of this 2916-nucleotide messenger RNA. RefSeq names its product epithelial cell transforming 2 like (gene ect2l). Bases 1 to 2916 code for a protein of 971 amino acids. The transcript is spliced from 21 exons. The record is from RefSeq and is a predicted model, not a curated record. Lineage: Eukaryota; Metazoa; Chordata; Actinopteri; Pomacentridae. Gene Ontology annotation, molecular function: guanyl-nucleotide exchange factor activity; protein binding.
AUGAGCCGGAACCCGCAGUCCGUCCCUCACUCGGUGAGGACCAGGAGCGACUAUGAACCGGUCCGGAACCUGCGAACCGAGACCCGCUUCAGCAGCUGGACUCCGCUGAGCAACAAGCAGGGCAACACACAGCUGUUUGAUGAGCGGCUGAAGCUGCUGCUGCACUGGUUUGAUCUGUGGACGGACCGACAGAGGAAACAGCUGCUGCUCUCUCUGCUCACACGGUGCACCAAAUCACAGCUCGAGUACUGUCAGGAUUUGCUGACUGAGGCGGUUCCGGUGACCCAGGUGGACUUCACAGCGGUGCUGCCUCGGUUUCUGUCCCUCUAUGUGAUGUCCUUCCUGUCCCCCCGUGACCUCUGCAGUGCCGCCCAGGUCAGCUGGCACUGGAGGGUUCUGGCUGAGCAGGACUGUCUGUGGGCGAGCCGGUGCAUCAGAAGAGGCUGGUUCUUGCCCUACAGUCCUGCAGACAAAGAGUUUGGAGCCUGGAAGAACCACUACAUCACCUGCGUCCUCACAGUGGACUGGCUCAGCCCACAGGAGGCAGCACAGAAGUACAGGACUCUGAAGCAGCAGAGCUGGGGAGCGAUGGAGGAGGAUGAGGAGGAGGAGGAGGAGAGGAGGGUCAGGGAGAAGAUCAGGGACAAGAUUCAGGAGGAGAAGAGAGUAUCUCUGAGAACCAGGAGAGCCUGGGGCAGCUCCACAAAGCCACAGUGGUCCAGAGGUGGAGGUUCCCAGUUGGGGAGGGCCAGCUCAGGUGUAGCCUUCGUCUCCUGGCCUCCGAGGGCUGGUGGAUCUUCCAGCUUUUGUCUUAACCUGGAUGGGAGACGACCUACAACUGCAGAUCAGAGCCCGGAGAGAGUGCAGGUCUCCAGCCUAAGCAGUGAAGGACGGACCAGAGCCAGAGGAAAGCAGUCCACCCCCAGACCUGCACCGGACCACUCAGUCUCCUCCCCACGGCCCACAGCUCCCCUCCUGCUGCUCGUCUCCAACAGAACUCCUGCUUAUGAGCUGCUGCUGAGCGGCGUGAAGGCCGGAGUGAUGGUGCUGCUGUACGACCACAGAGGGACUCUGUCAGCUGUGCUCACCCAGGUGGAGAGAGCCCUGUGUGGACAGCCGGCUCAGAGGCUCGGCCUGCUGGCACCAGGAGGAACGGAGGAACUUCAUCUGCUUUAUAGCAGCAGCCUAUCAGAGAGGACACUGCUGACCCCUGACCACAGAGGAUUCUGGGAAGCGCUGUGUGGCUGGGUUGCACCGACUGACCAAGGAGGAGGGAUCGACAUCUUCUCCCCGCUGGCUGCAUCUGCAUCAGGAGUGGCUCUGAUCCAACGUCUGUCUGCUCUGACCGGUCUGGAGGUUCGGGCACCGCUGGGUCUGGCCACUGGGAGUUUCCAGAACAUCCUCAGUGAGUGGUCGGACAGCAGCGUGAGUCCUGGGCAGUCGGACCAGCAGCCAACACCUCCGCCUCUGCAGUAUGUGAGUGAUGGCGUGCUGCAGUUCUGGUGCAGACAGGCCCAGUGGAUGGAGGAGGCUCUGGUGGAGCUGAGGGGCUCCAUGGGGCCACAGAUCCAGCAGGCCAGUCUCCAGGCCCGGGGCCGAGCUCUGGGUUAUUUCCUGUGGGAGGAAGGCUGCCUGGACCAGCUCUGUGUGUCCAAAGAUCUGAGUGAGGCUCUGACUGAAGGACUCACUGCUCUGACCAGACAGGAGGAGACCAGACCUGUGGAGUUUCUCUCAACCUUCCUGACCAGAUGGAGUAAAGAGAAGGAGGGACAGCAGAGUGACGGAGAGGACCAGAGGAGAAACCAAGCAGCAGAUGAUUUGUCUUCAGCACCACAUGAGUCACAGACGGGCUUCAGCCUGAUACCUGAGCUCGCACAGGCACCGUUGGAUUGGAGAGGCUCGGUGGCCAGAGAGCUGCACCACAGUGAGCGUCUCUAUCUGGGAAGGCUGCGUGCCGUGCUGAAGGUUUACCAGGAGCCUCUGACAGCAGCUCUGGACUCCAACAGGGCCAUUCUCAGCCACACCGACAUCCAGGUCAUCCUCAGUCCUGUCACGCUCAUCCUGGAGCUUCACCGGGUGUUUGAGGCAGACCUGCAGUCCAGGCUGCAGCAGUGGGGAGCAGAGCAGUGUGUUGGAGAUGUGUUUGUAAAGUUCUGCUCCAAACUCAGAGUCUACAGCAACUACCUCAACAACUACACAACGGCCCUCCGGACUAUUGAUAAGUGCAGAGAGGACAAGCCUUUGUUUCGGCCGUUCCUGAGCAGAGCAGACAGAACUGUGGCGACGCACAUGCUCAGCCUGCAGGAGCUGCUGCUGUGUCCGGUGUGGAGAAUUCAGGAGUACGUGACUCUGCUUCAAGCUCUGACCUUCCACACAAGCCCUGACCACGCUGACCACACACACCUCUGCUCUGCCCUCGGCACGCUGCUGCGAUUCAGAGGUUUCAUACAGCAGUUGAAGCGUAACUCGGAGGCAGAUGGGCUGAUAGACGAGACGCAGCGACUGAUCCAAGGCUGUCCGAACCUCAAGGAAGGAAACCGGCAGCUGAUCAUCACUCAGGAUGCUGCUUUGCUCCGGAGUCCAGAUGAACACGUUCCAGAUUCUCUCAGGACCUAUGAGCAGGUGUGUGACGUGGGCCUCUUCCUGUUCAGUGAUGCUUUGGUGCUGACCCGCAGAAACGUGCAUCACACACCGUUCACGCUGGCUCACCGCAGCACACACACAUUCCUGGCCUCAGUGGAGCUCAGCAGCCUGACUGUCAGAGAGAUCACACAUUCACGCUGUGUGAGCCACGCCUUCGUUCUUCAGGGUCCUCGUCGUUCGUGGGUUUGUGCCCCAGAGAGAGGGGACGAGAAGGAGCACUUCCUGUCUGUGCUGCGUUCAGCCAUCCACUGUGCUCUGAGAGGACAUCAGUGA